Pomacea canaliculata is the source of this 1843-nucleotide messenger RNA. RefSeq lists its product as uncharacterized. The record is from RefSeq and is a predicted model, not a curated record. Lineage: Eukaryota; Metazoa; Mollusca; Gastropoda; Architaenioglossa; Ampullariidae. The coding region runs from base 263 to 1102 and encodes 279 amino acids. The transcript has 2 exons.
UCGCGCACACAUCGCUCAGUUGACAACAAACCUCUAACAGUCGACAUCUACGUAGCCACAUCGUACAAAGACCUUCCUGCUACGACGACUACUACAACUACUACAACAGCAGCCACAUCUACUCGGAGUCGAGUACUACUGCUCAGAGGAUCUGUGUCAUUGAGCUUGCUCACUUCAACCGACGAUUUGAAAUCUUCUGCUGCUACCUGAAAGUUGGACUUGGAAUUAAAGACUUAACUUGAAACUAGAGGACAAGUAAAUCAUGUGCACCCAAAAAGGGAGCCCAGUGCAGUCCUACCCUGCAUGUGUAGAGGCUGUCUCUGAGAUGGCACCUAUGUCAAUCACUGACAUUUACAGCGUGUACAAACAGUUGGCAUUGAAGAUGAAUUCUGUCAGAGAUGCAGACACCGACCAUGGCAGGCCACUGACAGUGGAAGAAGGCGCCAGCAGACGUCAGAUGACUGACGAACACUGUGCCAUAAGCGCGCAGAUGUUGCUGCAGGAAGUUGAAGGGAUGGCGCCAGUUGACAGUGGCAUUUUCGUUGACGGUGUCAGCCACUGUCACGACGCUGACAAUAAAGACCCAUCAUCUGCUGAGGGAGAAAGUGGCCACGUCCAGCAUGGAACCGACGACGGUGCCUUCAGAGACAGUCAAGAAACUGCCACACCGCAACCUGUCCAGACCCCAGUGGUAUCUACAGCAACAACUUCAACCACACCUGGCGACUGCCCCCACCACGAACCUACACAACAAAGUAUCAGCAAGGGAGAUGAUCAGAUACAAGUAUUACCAUCAGCAUCAGCAUCGUCAGGAACAGCAACGGCGACAGCGCACGAUGAAAGCAAAAUGGCGGUCGAAGACAGCACGGAGGAGCGGUCUCAAAGAAAAAGGUUUCUGAAAGAAAAACUGGUUGCCCUGCGAGCCGAGAACCGCAAGUUGAAAGCGAGGCAGGUGUGUCGCCAGUGUCAUCAGCGUCCCGUGGCCUUGACCUUUCUUCCUUGCGGUCACUUCUGCUACUGCGAGAAGUGCGGGUCUUCGUUUGAAGUGUGCCCGGUGUGCAAACGGACUAUUCUCGCUGAUGUCAGGACGAUCGUCUCCUAACAUCUUCCCAGUGUUCCGUCUUCCCUCACUUCAGGGUCUCUAGCCUCGUUCCGGAAAACAAUACUCUCUUGACGUCACCAGCUUUAAACUUGCUCCGCCUGGAAAAAGAAGUUUGGUGGCUUUCUGGAAGGAAUAUUUUUGUUACUUCAUGAGAUUACUUUCAAGAUGGUGUGCGAGAGGGCAACCUUUGCUGACACCUGUGUAAAAUCGUGAACGAUGUAACAUUUUUUCAGAGGACCAAAAAAAAAUACUCAUGGUAAGACUCGAGGCAGUCACUUGCUGUGUUUGUCCGUGUUCAAAAAAAAUUUACUUUGUGAUUUUUGCUUUAUUUUUCUCGGUCUAUUUUGUCUGUUCUAGCAUCUUUCUCUUUUCUUCUCUCGAUCUCUCGAUCCCAUGCCCUCACCAUUCCUAUCUCGGUAACUUGGUUUUAUAUUCUUACUCCGUCCAAAUUGAAAUGUAUGCACGCAUUCACUCCAGCAAUUACUCUCAAGAGAAGUGACUGCAAGAUGCACGUGUUUGUGUGUGUGUGAGAGAGAGAGCAGAGAUGCAGGGUUGUCUGCGCCCCACCUCGAGAGAGCUGCUCGGGCGCAGAUGCACACCACAUGCAUGCUGACUAGUCUGCGUGCGCGCUCGUGUGUGUGUGUGUGUGUGAUGUAAAUGAAUGUAUUUAUUCAAAGAUUAUCGACUUUUAAGUGUUUUACACUUGUUCCUGUCAAUAAAGAUAGGCUUUGUCAUCGUGCA